Aegilops tauschii subsp. strangulata is the source of this 2931-nucleotide messenger RNA. Lineage: Eukaryota; Viridiplantae; Streptophyta; Magnoliopsida; Poales; Poaceae. The record is from RefSeq and is a predicted model, not a curated record.
GUGAGGAAGGCGAGGGCGUGGCGGGGCGACGCGUGUACACCAAAAGGCCUACCGAAGUGUUCCUUCCCGGCUGUCCCGCGGCCGGAAGGCCCACCGCUGCCGUCGGUUGCGGGCCCUGCUCGCCGGAGCGCAGCUCCACGCGAGUACGCGACCACGUCCAGCGACCGACUCUACUCCUGCUCCUCCGCUCCCGUUGCCGCGAUGCGGCGGGGCCUCCUCGCUAGCCCGUGUCUUCUAGUCUGCUGCCGCUGUUGUUCGUAGACCAGGCGUGCGCGGCGCCACCCCCAGUGCAGUCCAUCUCGUCGGCUGACCCUUUCUUUCCCUGCGGCAAAUCAAUCUACCCGCGGUUAACGAGACGAUGCCGCGGUAAGGAGUGCGCGCGGAAGGCUGGCACCCGCAUUGCUCUGCGCCCGCGGCCUGUUCGACGGAAUUCCCAGCCGGGGCGCCACACGGUGGUGGUUCGGCUGCCAGGGCCGAGGAUGCCCUUGCGGGCGUACGUGGGCAUGCUGGCACGCGGAGCCAGGCCUGACGCGUACACGUUCCCGCCGUUGCUCAAGGCGGCGGCGGAGCUGGGCGCUGUGCCGCCGUCCGUCGGUGACGCUGUCCACGCGCAUGUGGUUAAGUUUGGGCUGGAGCUCAACGCCCACGUGGCGAGCUCGCUGGUGCUCAUGUACGCGGCCAGGGGCGACGGCGUGACGGCGCGUGCGCUGCUGGAUGUGCAGCCCGCCAGUGGUGGCGGCACGCCCGUUGUGUGGAAUGCGCUUAUGUCCGGUCACAAGAGAAGCAGGCAAUUCAGGCUGUCAUGCUGCUCUUUCCUGGAUAUGAUGAGGGCUGGCGUUGUGGCCACGCCAGUCACCUACAUCACGGUGCUGUCAGCAUGUGGCAAAGGCAACGACGUCCUGCUCGGAAUGCAGUUGCACAAGCGCAUCAUUGAGAGUGGGGUGCUGCCCGAUCUCAAGGUGGAGAAUGCGCUCGUUGAUAUGUACGCCGAGUGUGGCCAGAUGGAAGCAGCUUGGGAUUUGUUUGAGGGCAUGCAGGUGAGGAAUAUUGUGUCCUGGACGUCGGUAAUCUCUGGGUUUGUAAGACUAGGCCAGGUUGAUCGAGCCAGAGUACUGUUUGAUCGUAUGCCUGAGAGGGACACCGUCUCAUGGACUGCAAUGAUUGAUGGUUAUGUACAAGCUGGCCAGUUCCGAGAGGCAUUGGAGAUGUUUCGUGAGAUGCAACUUAGCAAGGUGAGGGCAGACGAGUUCACCAUGGUCAGCAUAGUCACGGCAUGCGCGCAGCUUGGUGCUUUAGAGACAGGGGAGUGGGCUAGAAUUUACAUGAACAGACAUGGCAUCAAGAUGGAUACUUUUGUCGGGAAUGCGCUCAUAGACAUGUAUUCAAAGUGUGGGAGCAUCGAGCGUGCAUUGGACGUGUUCAAUGAGGUGCACAGUAGAGAUAAAUUUACUUGGACCGCUGUUAUACUUGGUCUUGCAGUGAAUGGACAUGGUGAGGAGGCUAUCGAUAUGUUUGACAGGAUGCUUAGGGCGUUUGAAGCUCCAGACGAGGUGACCUUCAUUGGCGUUCUCACUGCCUGUACUCAUGCUGGCUUGGUUGACAAAGGACGAGACUUCUUUCUCAGCAUGACUGGGACCUACAGGAUUGCUCCUAAUGUGAUGCAUUAUGGAUGCAUGAUCGACCUCCUUGGCCGAGCUGGGAAACUAAGAGAAGCAUUGGAGACAAUAGGUAAAAUGCCCAUGAAACCCAGCUCUGCAAUCUGGGGGACCCUGCUGGCAGCUUGUAGGGUCCAUGGUAACUCAGAGAUAGGUGAAUUGGCAGCAGAACGUCUCCUUGAGUUGGAUCCAGAGAACAGCAUGGCUUACGUCCUUUUGUCCAAUCUGUAUGCAAAAUCUAAUAGAUGGGGAGAUGUCCGGUGGCUUAGGCAGGUAAUGAUGGAGAAAGGAAUCAAGAAAGAGCCUGGUUGCAGUCUUAUUGAAAUGAACGGCACAAUUCACGAAUUUGUAGCUGGUGAUAGAUCUCAUCCUAUGAGCGAAGAAAUCUAUUCUAAAUUGGACAAGGUACUCACGGAUUUGAAGAACGAUGGCUAUGUACCUGAUGUAACCGAGGUCUUUGUUCAAGUCACAGAAGAAGAAAAACAAAAAGUUCUUUAUUGGCACAGCGAAAAGUUGGCUGUCGCUUUUGCAUUACUCGUAUCAGAAUCCAGCGUGACAAUAAGGAUCGUGAAAAACUUGAGGAUGUGUUUGGACUGCCACAAUGCAAUUAAAUUGAUCACCAAGCUGUAUGUGAGAGAGAUUGUUGUGAGGGACAGGACACGCUUCCAUCAUUUUAGACAUGGACUCUGCUCUUGUAAGGACUAUUGGUAACUCAUCAUGCAUCGAUGAUGCAAAACAAGGUAAUAUCAGUUGUCCUAAAGUCUGAGUGAUCACUCAAUGAUUAACAAACAUUUUUCAUUUCAAAUGAUGCACUGGCUGCAAAUCUGUACUUCAGAGGACGAAGUGAUAAUUAAGACAAUAUUCUCACACCAAUGGAAGCCAUAUAUGUUAAGUUCUCAUUUGGGAUCAUCCCCAAACAUCUUGAUCUAAUCUUCUCUGUUGCCGAAUGAUGAUUGUUAUAUUGACAGUUUGGCAGAAGUUCGAUGAAAAGAAAGAAAGUUUCAGUGGGGAAAUUCUUUCAGUAACAUUAUUUAACUUCUGGCCUGAAGUUGAUGAUCAUGGUGCAACAGCGUUCUGCCAUUCACUUGGUAGCAAAUCUGGGUGUCUGCUGAAGCUUUACUGUUUGGUGCUUAGUGAAACCAGGGACGAGAAGCCACAGAAGCCACUAAAGGUGAGCCUCGGGAUACCAAGCUCUCUUGCGACAUCACCGGUCCACCAAUGCAUCGUGUCAGAAAUGAUGCAGCUCGGAGGCGGCAGCUGCUGCUCACGGAGGUGC